AUGAAUCAACUAGCGAUAUUUCAAUUUAAUGAUUCAAGGAAAUUGUUUAAACUAGCUAAGUUAUUAAAUAAUCAAAAGUUUUUUGAAAAUUUCCUUAAUGACAAUCAAUUCAAUAUAAUUAAUCAUAUACUUUCAUUAGAUAAUUAUGAAAUAUGGAAUCAAUUUCUCGAAGGUAAUUGUUUUAUAAAAUAUAAAAAUGAUAAAAUAGAGAAACCAGUAUUGGAAAAUAUAGGAUCAGAAGGUGAAGAAACUGAAAAUAAGGUGGAGUCCAAUGAAAAUGAUGGAUUUGAGAUAUCUAAAAAAUUGGCAUUACAUAUUCGAUAUUUAUUAUGGGAAAAAGCCAUUGAUUUUUAUUAUUCAAAAGAAAUAGAUCCUGAAUUAAAGUAUGCAUUUGAAGACGAUGUACCUGAAAAGAUUGAAAAACCAAAAGUUAGAGAAUUAGAAGAUGAUUAUGAUGAUGAAGAUGAAGAAGAAGAGGAGAAAGGAGAACAACAAGAUAAUAAUUUACUGUUUAACUCCAAGAAUCAAUUAGUUUUAACAAUUCCAUUAAAAGAAGAAAAAGAAUCCGAACAAGAUUUAAAUACUGAAUUUAAUAAAGUUUAUCACAAUUUUGAAUAUGAUAGAGAAACAUUAAUUAAAAGAAGGAAAUUAGAACAAUCAAAUUUACAAUUAGAUACACAACCAAAAGAAUCAACUUCAAGUAUAAAUUUAGGUGUUGCUUCAACUUCACUUCAACAUUUAUUAAUGACAAUUCAACAAAAAAGAGAUGAAAUCCCAUUAAAUGAUAGUGAAUUAAAAACACUAUUUUUAGAUGUUCGUAAAAAUAGAGGUAAAUGGGCAAAUGAUGAUCGAAUGGGUCAAGAAGAAUUAUACGAAGCUUGUGAAAAAGUAGUUAGUGAUUUGAGAAACUAUACAGAACACUCAACUUUUUUUUUAAAUAAAGUUUCAAAAAGAGAAGCACCAAAUUAUGGAUUAAUAAUAAAGAAACCAAUGGAUUUAAAUACAGUUAUGAAGAAAUUGAAGAAUUUAGCAUAUAAUUCUAAAAAUGAAUUUGUGGAUGAUUUAAUGUUGAUUUGGAGUAAUUGUUUAACUUAUAAUGCUGACCCAAAACAUUUUAUAAGAGCUCAUGCUUUGGCAAUGCAAAAGAAAUGUUUAAAAUUAAUACCUACAAUACCAGAUAUCAAAAUAAAGAAUAGAUCAGAUGUACAAGAAGAAGAAGAAGAAGAACAUGUUGAAGGUAAAUCUGUAAAAGGUAGAAAAACAAGACAUGAAUUAAAAACAGAACCAGAAAAGAAAAUUGCAACUCCUAUAAAUGUUGAAAUAAUUGAAGAAACUCCAGGUGCAAUUUCUGAAGAAGAAGUAGAUGAGGAGUUAAAGUAUGAAGAAGAUGAAGAAGAUAAUAAUUGGCGUUAUAUUACAAGUAAAAGUAGAGCAAAUUAUUGUGAACAACGAGCAUCCUUGUUUGUUCACAAUAAUUUAAAUUAUAACGCUCAUGCAAUUACUCGCAAACCUAGUGAAAUGAAAAAUUUCAGUCAUUAUUUAAAUCAAGAAGUGGUAAAGAAAACUGAUCAUUUACUUGAAGAGGAUCCAUAUUUAAUUGAAUAUGAUAUUUCUGGUGGUAUACCUGGUUUAUAUAAUGGUAUAAGUAAUGAAGAUCUAGACAAAAUUGAAAAUGAUUUAGUUGAAUCAAUGUUGAAAACUCAAAAUCAAGAACACAAUUUUAUAAAAGGGAAUAAUGGAUUAAAUAAAUUAUACCUUGAAAAUAUAUCAGAGAUACAAGAGAUUAGGAAAAUCUGUUUCAAAAUUUCAUUAAUUCGGCAAAUGCAAACUCAACAAUUUGUUCAUCACACUCAAAUGAAGCAACCUGAAAUACCAUCUUUAAAAGAAAUUGAUAGUCCUUUGAUUCCCGAAAUUCAAGAAUCAUGUGAUGAAGAGAUAAAUUUUGCAGUUAUACGAAAAGCAACUUCAAAAAUAGCCAUGAUGACAGGUUUUGAAAAAACUGAAUCAGAUGCAAUAAAUUGUUUAGCUAAUAUUGCAGAGCAAUAUUUAGGUAAUAUAGCUAAAACAAUUAAAAUCAAAACCGAAAAUACAUCUCCUAACCAAUUAUCAAAUAGAAACAUACUACUAUCUACAUUAUUAGAAUCUGGUGUUACAAAACCUGAUGAUUUAUAUACAUUCAUAAAAGAAAAAAUUAUCCAGAUACAAGUAAAAUUAAAAACAUUACGUGAAAAUUUAUCAAAUUUCCUUAAAGAUUUAUUACGUCCAAGUUUGGCCAAUUUUGAUGAGAAAAAUUUUGAUGAUAAUUCAGAACAAUUUGUCACUGGUGAUUUUAGUUAUGACUUGCAAGAAGAUUUCUUUGGUUUUAAAGAAUUAGGUUUAGAUAAAGAAUUUAAUAUGUUGAGUACUUCAAUUCCAAUUCUAUUAUUACAUCAACGCAAUCAACAACAACAAUUUACUAAAAAUAAACGAAAUAAAUUUCAAGAUUUAGAAAAUUAUAAAGUAUUAGAAAUGAAACAAAAUGAUCCAAAUGUAAUUGGAAUUUUAAAACCAUUUUAUAAUAAAAUGAUUGAAAGAUCAAGUAAUUAUUAUAAAAAGAAGAAUAUUACAAGUUGGGAAUAUUUAGUAGAAGAUGAAUUAUUACCACAAAAAAUGAGAAAUAUUAGACCAAAAAUUAGUCCUACUGGUAAGAUUGGUAAUAUAAAGAAGAAAAUUGUGGCAAAUGCUUUUUUAUUAGAUGAACCAAAUGAGAUUAAACAAGAGAUAGUAAAUGUAUAA
This is a messenger RNA of Insectozyma verbasci, 2775 nucleotides long. The record is from the annotation of a GenBank genome assembly. NCBI's taxonomy places the organism in Eukaryota, Fungi, Ascomycota, Pichiomycetes, Serinales, Debaryomycetaceae.